UAAAGUUUACAACAGAAUUACAAAAGCAAUGGUGUUGUUAAAUCCUUUCCCUCUUGGUUGGUUAGUGUUAAGGUGUGUUUUUUCACGGCACACAUUGGUCACCCUGAAAAAGAAGUGCACACGCUAAUGCUAAAGAUCCUCACUAUUAUCACGCCGGCAAAUAUUGCACACCCUUGCAAAUGAGCUCUAGAAUUCGCAAAGCACAUAGGGCACAAAAUCUGUAACGCACUGCCGAGCCACUCGUUGCAUUUCAGUUCCUGUCGUACGUUCAAACUGUAACAAUGUGCACCUCAUCUACAGUGCAUCUGGCGCUUCUAGUGGCGCUUACGUUUCACGCUGCCGUGUCAACGGUUGAUGGCGAUGCAGCAGCUCAGCCACGCCAAAAACGCUUCCUAAUAUUUCCCCGUGCCAAUCCGCAACGUUUGCAGAUGAUCGGCGGCUUCGGUAUACCGGCCGACAUCCAGCUAGAAUCCGUCACGAUGGGGUACGUGUUUAAGUCGGUCUAUUUAUUGCCCUGGAACUCGUCCCACUGGAUACCGCCGUUUCUCGAUCGGCACGAGUUGGAGACGGAACGGGUACUGCGUCGGCGGGCAGCCGUACCAACGACGAUGCCGCCACUGGUGUUGGCACCCCAGUCGCAUGCCGAGCCGCCCUACGAACGGUACGAUGGGCGGUGGCAGGAGCUGGACACUGAAUCGUUGCCGCCACCCUCACCGGAGCAUCCGGGACGCUCACCUCACCAACAGCAGCAGCAGCAUCACUCCCGCUGGACGUUCUAUCGUAUGCUGGAGCAAUUGUUUGAGCAAAAAGGUUUCGAUGGUCGGAGCUGUGUGUUGCGUGCCAUUUGUGAAGCAUCGGAAGCACGCUUUACCCACACGAGCGGGCUGAUCGGGGAACUGUUGCACAUUGCCUUUACGCCAUCGGCCACGGAGGAUGCCGUCGCGGAACCGCACCAUUCGCUGUACGGCCAGGCGGAAACGGUGCCGGACAGCAUGAGUGCCAGCAACGACCAAUCGGUUUGCGCGGCCAUGUACGCCGAAUGUUCGCUUUCGCUGUUGGGCUCGUUUUCGGACGUUUUUGCGUGACGAAGGGAACUGUUUCUAUUAUUGUGCAUUUUGAAGGAUUUGAACUGAGGAGAAGAAAGGUUCUUUAAGCGUUAAGCUGAUUGCAUUCGUUUUAAGCAUGCAUGCGUCCUGUUGCAUUAAGGAAAUUUAAUGUAAUAAAAGAAAGUUUCUUAAUGUUGUA
This is a messenger RNA of Anopheles merus, 1245 nucleotides long. RefSeq lists its product as uncharacterized. Bases 282 to 1085 code for a protein of 267 amino acids. The transcript is spliced from 2 exons. NCBI's taxonomy places the organism in Eukaryota, Metazoa, Arthropoda, Insecta, Diptera, Culicidae. The record is from RefSeq and is a predicted model, not a curated record.